AUGCUAGACGACCCCAGCCUAUGGCUACACAUAUGUAUUUCAGCUGCUCUGGUGGUGAUUGGCGGGGCCUUUUCAGGGUUGACGAUCGCCCUGAUGACCCAAGAUGAAGUUUAUCUCCGAGUGAUCGAACUUUCCGGAGAACCGACGGACCAAGAAAACGCCAAAAAGGUCAUUGCGCUUCUAAAACGCGGCAAGCAUUGGAUUCUCGUCGCCCUCCUACUCGGCAAUGCCAUCACUAGCGAGGCUCUGCCCGUCGUACUAGAUCAAUUUCUCGACGGCGGGGUGGCCGUGCUGGCAAGUACUGCACUCGUCGUCAUAUUCAGCGAUGUGAUCCCGCAGUCCGUUUGCGCUCGCCAUGCGCUCAAAAUCGGUGCGUACAUGGCGCCCAGUGUGUCAAUGAUCAUGAACAUCCUGGCUCCCAUUGCGUGGCCCAUUGCCAAAUUACUGGAUCGUCUCGUUGGCGACCACGAUUCCACGGGAUAUAAGCGAUCCGGCCUCAAGGCUCUGUUCUCGAUUCACAGAGUGCUGGGCAAGGCCGAGGAACGACUCAACGCCGACGAAGUCAAGAUAACCCAUGGUGCGCUGGGGAUGAUUGAGAAGGUCGUCACUAAUAUCAUGACGCCCAUCGACGCUAUCUUCUCUCUACCCGCCGAUGCAGUCUUGGACGAAUACGCAAUGGACCGCAUCAGGAUCCAAGGGUAUUCUCGGAUCCCCGUACACGCCCCCGGCAACCGCAUGGACAUCAUCGGUGUGCUCCAGGCAAAGUCGCUGCUCAAAUACAACCCCAAGCUCACCAGACGAGUGUGCGAUUUCGACUGGUCUUCACCUCCGGUGAUCGACUCAAGAACAAACUGUUUGAAUGUCCUGAAGAUUUUCCAGGAAGGAACACACCACAUGAUCGUCAUCAGUCAGAAAGAGAGGAACCUGGUCCUUGGAAUCGUCACUCGAGAAGACAUUCUUGAAGAGUUGAUCGGAGAGGACAUUUUGGAUGAGUUCGAUGGCAGAUAUGACAGAGCGACUGAAUUGGCGCGUCAAAUGAGCCCCGUUCCCACGCGCCCAUCUUCCUCCGAGAAGUUUGUGGAAAAGUCCCCGAUCAUCGCCAUCUCCGCUCCCGAGAGCGAAUUGCUCAGCGCUUGGGUUAAAGAGACUGCUUUCCCUCAGAAAUACGGCUCUGUUGAUAACUUCAACUCUGCAGCCCAGUGGAAAUACAUUCAAUCUUACCUUGCACAAACGAGAAAACGACAGCGACUUGAGAAUGCCACGAGGAGAGCAUAUGGAACGCUUUCAUGA
Penicillium verhagenii is the source of this 1290-nucleotide messenger RNA. RefSeq lists its product as uncharacterized. Gene Ontology annotation, cellular component: intracellular membrane-bounded organelle. The transcript has a single exon. Gene Ontology annotation, biological process: magnesium ion homeostasis. The record is from RefSeq and is a predicted model, not a curated record. The coding region runs from base 1 to 1290 and encodes 429 amino acids. NCBI's taxonomy places the organism in Eukaryota, Fungi, Ascomycota, Eurotiomycetes, Eurotiales, Aspergillaceae.